Messenger RNA from Lymnaea stagnalis (great pond snail), 5092 nucleotides. NCBI's taxonomy places the organism in Eukaryota, Metazoa, Mollusca, Gastropoda, Lymnaeidae. The record is from the annotation of a GenBank genome assembly.
CGAACAAUAAUGACGACAAUGUUUUUACAUUUCACUUUGCAUUAAUCAUUGAUUCAAUGAUGUAAACUCCUUGCUGUCAAUAAAUAUAUUCAUAAGUGACUGUAACUUAGUGUAACUGUGACUACAUAGUACAUAGUUUUUUUUUUUUAGGGCAGGGCCUUCGCCUUCUAAAAUUUAAAAUAAAUUAUAAUACAAUGAUUAUGGUGAUGAAACGAUAACAUACAGUUAUACAGUUUUUUUUUUUUAAAAAAAAGCAACAUUUAUUUAAAAUUAAAAAUAACCGAAAAGGUUAAAGGAAGUAUAAUAAUAAUAUAGGCCUAAGUUAGUGUGACCAAAUCAUGAACUGGAAAAGACGGGACACAACCAAGGUGGGUUGUUAGGGAGAAUACCCUCCAGCUAAAGAGGCGACUGGGGGCCUCCACCGGAAACUUAAAAAAAAAAAAUAUUUUAACUAUUUUGAGAUCUAGAAAUCUUUUUAAAAUUUACCCUCACUUUUAAAAUUUAAUUUUAACUGUGAGGCAUAUGGCAUAUCAUAAACUAACAAUACUUUUGCAGACAAAUUAAAUUACCAAUUUCUCUAGUAUAGGAUUUAAUAUGUUGUCCCAGCCAUUCAUUGUUAAAACCUCCUUACUUAUCUAAUAUAAAGUUGUAAAAACUAGAACAGUCCAUUUCGAAAUUUUAGAGAACCUGCAGGAUUGCAGAAAGGGUCUCCACUCUCAUCUUGUUUCUUUCGUCCGUCCAUUGAAUGUUCAUGAGCGAAAAGAUUCUUAUCAUUAUGGGCAGGGAUCGCAGAGUGGUGGAGGGGGAACAGAUCACGUGAGCCCACAUCACUACUCAGCUGGCACUGGCUACACUUACACAGCUAGCCAAAAUAUUAUUUGAAGUUAUAUUAUAAAUUAUGAAGUUUUAGUGAUUUGAAAAUGUGUUUUGUUUUAGAAACGAGACAUUUAGGUGUACUGAGAGACUAUUUCGGGACACCGGGUACCGGUACGAUCGUGAAAAAAUUGGACAAUCCCAUUUUUACGGGACGUUUUGUCACCCUAGCCUAAGUGUAAGUAGAGCAUAAUUUAAGGUAGGGGAAAACCUGAAAAAAAAAAAGGAAACAACGGGUCGGACGUAUCGGCAAAAAAACUUCUUCAGCCAACAAAUGCGUCACACAAUUUUUGGAGAAAAUAAUACUCCCACCCUCCCCCAGUAUGUCACACUUUCGAAUUAAAUUUGAAAAAAAAAAUUAAUUUAAUCUAAAAAACAUUUAUGGUACUUUUAAAUAUUGAGUAUAAAGUGAAAUAAUUUUCGGAAUACAAUACAUCAAUCACAACAGAGGGUUUAACAUCAAUGUGAAUUCAAUUAUUCAAUUUCAGGUUUUAUUUGUAUGAUAGAAAAAUAAAAAAUGUGUUAUUUCACACAAGAUUUUUACCCCCUGCCCUAGUCACAAAUUGUCACACUUUUUUUUAGACCCUCUACCUCUCUCCAGAGCCUUGACAUACUUUAUUGCCCAAAUCAAAUUGACUUAUUACAUGCUGUAUAGAAUUGACCAUAUUCUAUAGACGAUACAAAUUUAAUUAUAUAAAAUUAAAAUACAAUAUUUAAAAAAGACUUAGGUCUAGGUCACUAUUAUGAGUACUAUGACAAUAUACUUAAAAUAAUUAAGAUAUAUAAGCCUAUCGCUUUAGUUUAGUAAGUUUUGAGUUUGUAGUGCAAUUAAUUAGUUUAUAGUUAUAUAUAUUAUAAUAAUAUUAUAUAAGCCCAUAUAUAUAAUAUUAAAUUUCAAUUAAUUUUUAAAAAUAUUUUUAAAAUCAUUAGGGCUAACUAAACAUUAUAAUUUAUUUAAAUUACAGGAAAAUUACAAUUAACAGAUGCUAAGGGAACAUCAUAACAGAGAUGAUGCUAAGGAGAUAUUGGAGUGAUACAUUAUUUUAUCGACUGAUUUAUUUCUUAAAGUUAAAGGCACUGCUUCAAAUUAUUUUAACAAUUUUUAUUCUGAGAAACUCAGUAACAAUAGCAGUCUCAUGGAUUUCAGUUAUAUCGAGCAUUUGUUUGCUAUGUAAGUAGAGUAUUUAGACCUAACUUUUAUUCAUGAUAAACAUUGUUUGAAAUGUGUGAUGAAUAACUGUUCUGGUUAUUUAUGGAAGGAAAAAAUCAGCGUUGGUGCUGUCUGUCAAUUUAUGGCGUGCUUGUUAAAUGCUGAAUGCCACAUAUUUAACAAUUUUUAAUUGAAGUAUGCACUAUGUUGUAGUUCUUUGAUGACCUCAGUUGCGUUGCUAUACAGAUAAAGUAAUAGUUUGGAAAUGUUUCUACUUAUAUACAUAACUUGCAUCUUGAUCCUCUACCAAAAAAUGGACAGUCCCAUUGUCACCUUCAAUUUAAACACCAACUCUCAUUUCCAUCAAAUUUUAACUUUCACAUUUACUUAAACUUAAACCCUUUUGAUAAAGUAAAUCAAUUCAAAUGCCUAGGAUCUUUAUUAAAUGAAAAAAAACUAAUUACUAACAGAAAUAAAAGAAAGAAAAUCAGCCAGAAAUAGGGCAUACUUCAGUAGUUACAAAAUACUCAAAAGAAAAAACAUAAGAAAAGCAAAGAAAACUAUAUAACUUAUAACUGGUAAAAAACUUUAAUCAAACCAAUAGUAACAUAAGCCAGUGAAACAUGGACUGUAAAAAAUCCAGUAGAAACCUAUUAAACACAUGGGGGGGGGGGGAGAGAAAAGUUCUCCUGACAAUAUUCGGACCAACAGAAGAUGAAUAUAGAUGGAGACUAUAAACCAACCAGGAAUUGUAUGGAAUAUACCUGGAUCCCAUGCUUGUAAACUUGUCUUCUUCUUCUUAUGCCUUCCUACCCCGUCUGGGGCAUAGGCCGUCUACAAGAACUUUCCUCUCAUCACGGUCCUGUGCUUUCCUUUCCAAUUGCUUCGGUGUAUCCCAUAUUUUGCGUGUCUGCCUCUAGCUCGCAUCUCCAUGUAUUCUUAGGCCUUCCUCUCUUUCUUUUUCCCUGUGGGUUCCAUGUUAGUCAUUGUCUGGUGGUGCUGUCUGGGCGUUUUCGGAGCAUAUGCCCUAUCCACCUCCACCUUUUCUUCAUGAUACAUUCAUCUAUGGGCACCUGGUAUGUCCUUUCUAGUAGAUCUUUGUUAUUGAUAGUAUUUGGCCAUUUGAUUUUCAGGAUCUUUCUAAGGCAUGUGUUUAUGAAUGUCUUGUAAGCUUGUAGCUGAAAUAAAAAAGGCCAGGCUGUGCAGGUCAGGACACUUUGAAAGAAUGCUAGUCCGAUCCGAUCUCGGAAUAAUCUCUCGAACUGCAGUGAUCUAAGCUUGCUUUUUCGGGCUAGCCUGUGUGUCUCAGCUGUGGCUAUCCUACUGGCUUCAUGAGAUUGAGCCCCCUUCUUGACAGCCGAUCUCCACCUGACUUUGUCGUGGGUUGUCUGCACCCAUUCAAUAGGGUUGAUGCUGAAGGCCUUUAGUGCCACUUUCAAUGCGUCUUUGUAAUGCUUUUUUUGACCUCCUUUGGAUUUCUUGCCUAUCAUGAGUUCUCAGAAGAAUAUCUGUUUAGGGAGCUGGUUGUCUUUUAUACAGGCUAGGUGUCCCAUCCAAUGGAGUUGAGACUGCAUCAGGGUGGUGAAGAUGCUAGAUAGGUUUGCUCCAGCGAGGACCUCCGUGUCAGGCACUUUGUCUUGCCACCUGAUUCCGAGGAGUUUCCUGAGGCAGGUUGUGUGAAAAUUGUUUUGUUUCUUACAUGGGCUGCAGUGCCACAGGGAGGGAUGGAUUUACUAACACCUGACCAGUGUUAACGCCUGACCAAAAGCGCCUCUAUUCCCUGCCUUCUAUACAUUGUCAUUUCAAUGAAUUUCAAAGAAAUUUUAGAUCACCUGCUUCUGAUUCUAAGAAUUAUUUCCUCUCCCCAAAGUAAAAUAGGCCUAUAUUAUUAAUGAGAUUUGUGACAUAGGUAGACAUGCCAUUACUUAAAGCCUUAUGCUAAACUUAUAGCAUAUGUAAAUUAUGUUUACUAUCUUAUAAAAGGAUAACUGGUCAAAUAAAGACUAUAUUUUUAGAAAUUAUGCAUACAAUGUAGGUUGAGACUACUGUGUGUGUAGGAGGGGGGCACAGUAAUUACCGAUUGUACUACCUGUACCAUAUAAUUUGUAAUGAGGGUAUUUACAGGAUUGUAGUAAUUUGCACAACAUGACUAUCUUGUUGUACAGAUAAUCAAUUAGGCUAGAUAUGCACUUAUAAUUUAUAAUGUAUUAUAUAGAUAUAUUAUGUGGUUGAAAUAAACUAAGUCCAAGGGUCUGCAAACUAGUAAUAUAAGAACUUACACUUACAUUAUAUUGAAAAUAUGCUCUGGCUUUGCUUUACAAAAAAAAAAGUAAGGGAACAUAUAAUAAGGUAUUUAGUACACAUCCGCGGCUUCUAAACAGCUGCGCUCAAGACACAUCUCUUCAUACUCUACUAUCCUGAUAGAUUCCCAGCCCCCUCUCUGACCGAUGCGGCUGGGUGCCGUCCAUGGCUUGACAUGUAAAUAGUUCUGAGGUGGGCAGGCUGAAUAUAUAAUUUUUGUUUUUAAACAGCUGUUUUUUAAUUAAAUAAAUACCAGUGCCGGUAUAUGGAAAUUUUUUAAUGUCAUAAUUAUGUUUGUUAAUAUUUUUAUGUGCAGCGCUGUGAGCCCAGCUGCGGUACCAUGCUAUAUAAGACCACUGUAAUAAUAAUAAUUUAAAAUUACAAAUAACUACACAAAUAAUUAUUUGAGAAAAUUAAAUUGUUGUGAUAUCAAAUCAUGGAAUAACUAUUUUAUAAUCAAUCUAUAUUUCUUAGUGACAGUCCCAUGGACAUGGACACAGAUACAAAAAAUUACACAUUAUAUGUGUCCAAAACAUGUUGAUUUUGAUCUUAGUAUAAACCCUUUUAAAGGGAAAAUGGGGCCUGGCUACUUGACUGCAAACAAAGAGAUAGAAAUAGCUGUAUCUGUCUCUGACUUAGUAUUGUAUGAUGCCAGCCACACAUCAUCACUGAAGAAUUUUGGAAAAAUUAAAAAAGAAACUGAAUGUAUUUUUGCCAAAAGAGCAAAGCUGUGGGGAUCCCCUGAUUAUGAUGAAGAUAUAUCUUUAG